CUUGAAGAUUUGCCCAGGCGCACAGAACUAGUGCAAGACGCAUAUCAAAGGAUCACUGAAAUUUAUGUCCUCGUUGUUGCUCCACCUCCACCUCUCUUACUAGUUGUAACGUUUGUUUUUAGUCUUGGUCUACUAGUAACGUUUGUUUUUGUAGUUAGUCUACAAACGAAGGAAGUUCUUGUAGUUAGUCUACAAACGAAGGAAGUUCUUGUUAGUCCACAAACGAAGGAAGUUCUUGUUCGUUGGUGAUAAUCUACACCUCUUGUCGACUCUGAAAUAAAUGAUACACCUCUUGUCGUUGAAAAUGAUAGUAAGUUGGUUUCAUCCGGCUCUAAGAUACCGAAGAGGCUUUUGAGAAACUGGAGUUGGAGGAGUUGCGGGUUCUUUCCCAGCUAGCGGUAGGAAGGACGCGGAGACGGCGACUACUAGCGUUACGUGGCAAAUCGGAGGCGCCACCUCAAGACGGUG
This is a messenger RNA of Amoebophrya sp. A25, 468 nucleotides long. The record is from the annotation of a GenBank genome assembly. Lineage: Eukaryota; Dinophyceae; Syndiniales; Amoebophryaceae.